This is a messenger RNA of Labrus mixtus (cuckoo wrasse), 4636 nucleotides long. RefSeq names its product WD repeat domain 75 (gene wdr75). Gene Ontology annotation, molecular function: RNA binding; protein binding. The transcript is spliced from 21 exons. NCBI's taxonomy places the organism in Eukaryota, Metazoa, Chordata, Actinopteri, Labriformes, Labridae. The record is from RefSeq and is a predicted model, not a curated record. Gene Ontology annotation, cellular component: nucleolus. Gene Ontology annotation, biological process: positive regulation of transcription by RNA polymerase I; positive regulation of rRNA processing. The coding region runs from base 44 to 2560 and encodes 838 amino acids.
AGAAGAAGCGGCAGCGUGGGUCAGAGUUGAACCCGGUGAAAACAUGGUUGAACACGGGGACAUCCGCGUGGUUCACCGUGGAGGGAGUAAAAUAAACUUCAGAGAGCCUGUCAUAACCAGCGAUUCAAGGUUCCUGCUGUGUGCCUCAGGUGAGUGUGUGAAGGUGUUCAGCUCCUCCACUGAGGAGUGCAUCCACGACCUGCGAGGACACACCGACCUGGUGACAGGUGUGCUGCUCAAACCCUCCAACCACCUGCAGGUCUACUCGUGCUCAGCAGAUGGCACCGUCAGACUUUGGGACUUCACAGACGGCAUCCUAAUUAAGACUUACGUCAUUGGAUACCCGAUCUACUCCAUCCACGCUUCUGCAAAACAUGAAGGAGUCAUCUUUGUUGUUACAGCCACGGUAUCUGACAAAAGAACAGAGUCGUUCCAGCUGGUUGCAGUACAUCUGCCACAGAGUGGAGAUCAGCUGGUGGAGGCCCGAGAGCUUUCUGCUGUGCUCAGCAACGUCAGCUCCAACCCAGCGGCCAUCGACUUCGGCAGAGGGGGGGAAUAUAUCGCUUCAGCUUCAGGUUUGCUGCUGGAGGUCUUCUUUUUUAAGAAGCAGAAGGCUUACAGGUUUUCCCUCAAAGAAGACAACAAGAAAGGAGGAAAGAACACGUUCAUGUGCAUUUCUUGUCACCCAAAAGAUGACUGCAUCGCCACUGGACAUGAAGACGGCAAGAUUCGCUUAUGGAGAAACUUCAACCAUCAGAAGGAGUACACGUACACCACGCUGCACUGGCACCACAACGCUGUCAGCUCGUUGUGCUUCACCCCUGAAGGCACAAACCUGUUGAGCGGAGGCAUCGAGUCGGUGCUCGUCCAGUGGAGAUACAAUCAAGAGAGUCAGAAAGACUUCCUGCCCCGUCUGGGCGCCGCCAUCACACACAUCUCUGUCUCACCUGAUGGAGAGCUCUUCUGCACCUCCCACAGCGACAACAAGAUCACGAUCAUCCAGAGCUGUGUUAAAGUCUCAGCUGUGAUCCAGGGUCUGGUCAAAGGAGAAAAUGUGAAGACAGACCUGAUGGUGGACCCUCGCAGUAAAUCCCUGGUGCUGAAUGGAAAACCAGGACACCUGCAGUUUUACUCGCUCCAGAGAGACAAACUGCUCUACAACUUGGACAUCGUGCAGCAGGAGUUCAUUCAUGAGUUGGGUCUGCAGCAGUUUGAGGUGGUCAAUGCGGCCUUCGAUGCCUCGGGCAGCUGGUUGGCAACAGUGGAAGAGAGAAAGCAGAAAGACACUGAGCUGGAGCUGAAUCUGAAGCUGUGGGCUUUUGAUGAACAAACACAGAGUUUUGUGCUGAACACAACCAUCUCAGCCCCCCACGAGGACCGGAUUACAGACAUGUGCUUAUGCCACGCAGACGAAAGUCAGACCACCGUGCUGGUCUCCACCAGCAAAGAUGGACACUUCAAAGCCUGGCAGCUCGCUGCAGCGGCCCACACAGAAGCAGAUGAAGGGCCAUCCUGGAUGUGUGAUUUCGUCGGAGCCUAUCACAGCAUGGUGCCCCAGUGCUGCUGUUUCUCCGCUGACGGGUCUCUGUUGGCCGUCAGUUUCCAGGAGGUGGUGACCGUGUGGAGCCCGGCCUCCUGGGAGCUCCUCACGACUCUGUCCCAGCCUCCAGGAGCCAUCAGGAAUCUUUGUUUUGGCCGAUUAAGCUGCUCCAAGUAUCUGCUGGGAACGACGGCCAACGACCUGCUCUGCUGCUGGAACCUCCUCACCUGCUCAUUGGAGUGGAGCACCUCGAUGGACGUCAGCCUGCUGCUGGCUGACCCGAUCUCUGAAAACAUGGCCGCCUUCUGCUGCCAGGCUGGAGCCACAGACUUGUUUUUGUUUAAGCCCAGUGAGCCUCGGCCGCUGUUUUCCCAGAAGGCUGUGUGCUCGGGGAAGGUGACUCGCGCCGUCUUCGCUCCCAGGGAGGAGAUGCUGGAGAGCUGUGAGGAGAGCAGCCAGUGGCUAAACAGAUCCCAGCUCUACUUCCUCACUCAGUACAUGGAUCUCAUGACGUUCACCACCAAAGCAGAGGAGGACAGACUGAUGGCAGCCAGCAAACAGCUUGUGAUUGAUGACACCGUCGCCAUGACACCGUUCUACCUGUUGCUGGGGAAACACCGUCAACAUGAAAAUCAGAUCACGCCGAGCGAUCCGUCUGCAGAGAGAGAACCUUUACCACAGGGCUCAGUCGCCAUCAAAGAGCUCCUCCAGACGCCGGCCCACGUCUUGCCCUCCACGUCUUUCCUCUGCUCCAUGUUUGUACGCUCUCUGCUCAUCUCUGUCAAAGACACCAGCGCGGAAAGCAAACAGGCCGAGGAGGAAAUGGAGAGUGAGAAAGAGGAAGAAGAUUCAGAGGGGGAAAUGGAAACCAGCAGCUCGAGGCUGACGCAGCAGACAUCUGUGGGAGUCGGAGUCACAGAGUCUGCAGAUUCCCCCGCUCUGACAAAAGCUCAGGUUAGAGAACUGAGGAGGGUGAGGAAACUGGAUCACAGCUGGAUCACAGGCCUGCUGGACCCCUGAGCAUGACACCUGUACAAAGACAGACACUCACCGAUACAGUGCAUGGAGAGAGUCUUCAUCACAUUCAUGGAUUUUGAUUGUUUUCAUUUUACACCAUGAUGUCAGAAUGGAAAAAUAUGUUAACCAAAUUUGGCAGAAAUUACAUCUUGAGUCAAUGAGGACCUUUUCCUCGUCAUCUGAAUAACUUAGGCCUGCUCCCGGAGACUCACUUUGUUUUGUCGCCCCUUUUUUUGUUCAGCUUUGUACUUUGUACUAAAAUAAAUAUCUUCCUGAGUCUCUAGCCCUAUUCAUAGUGCAAUUCUGCAACUAAGUCAUGACGAAUCACCGCUGUCAUUACACCUCAAGACAUUCAUAUUGAGAAGUGUGAGAUGGACGGCAAAGCUCCACACCUCAAAGACAGUACAGAGGGGGGGAGGGGGUCACUUUGUCCUGCCAUUACGCCUCCUCAACAUUCAUAUCGAAGGCGAAAUGUCACAGGGGCGUAAAUAUCAGGAAGUCUGAAUAGGCCUACAGUUCUCUCUGCAGACUGCAGCAAGAUUUCUGAGAAUUGUGCAUCAGUUCUGUGGCCUCCAUCACCUAAACUGCAACAAGCUGCAGUUUUGCUAUACAAGAUACAAUGUCCCCUUUUACUUCCUCAGGCCAAUUAGAGUUGUUAUGGUGCCAGAAACUUCAACUAAGAUAAGAUUCUAGUAAAGUCAAUACAAUAUCAAAACCUGUUUCAAUACCAGAGCAACUCAAAUAUAAGUCCUAGGCCUCUAGUAUGUGUGCUAUCUUGUCUAGAAUACAGUCAUAUUCCUGCACACGGUCUAAAUGGCACCAAUACAUUUUCAGUACGGCUCACUUGCUUUUGCUCGUGGCAGCUUUGAGUUAAAAAUAUGACUGAAGAUCUAGCUGAUGGCCUAGUGGUUAGGUCACGCCUCAUGUACUGUAUGGAGGACUUGGUUCUCCAAGUGGGCGGCUCUCUCUCCUAAUGUCAUACUCUAUCCACUGUCCUAUCAAAAUAAAGGCCAAAAAAAUGAAUCGAUAAAAAAACUGUGUUAUCCAAAAGUGUCAAAUUAAAAUAAUAAAUGUUGACAACCUUACAGUCAAAAACCGUAAACAUGAGGUUUCUGCUGCUGUGUAGCAUUUCCCGCAAUGCUUGGCAGGACAGUGAAACACAGAUUUCAUGAAGGUGUGUUUUUACCAAUGUAAAGUGUUUCACAUGUAUAAUUCUGAUUAAAAGAGUUCAGUAGGGGUCUUUGGUUUCAGACUGCAUCCCUGUUUUCUCACAGUUUGUGUCCAAAUAUUUGUAUUUUUACUUUUUGCAGGCGCAGCAACUAACAUGCUUUUAGUUGUCAUGUCAGUGCUGCAUUAGCCCGGUAACCCGUUAAUGCAUUUUAAUUGCAGCAGAGGAAUGCAGUAAAUGAGUGAGGUCAGCCGGAAACAGGUUCAAGCUGUGAGCUGGAGACAAAAUGUAAUGUUUGGGUAGAUUCUCCUCACAAUGUAAAAUGUGGAUAUAUUUCUCAGAAGGUCUCAGAAUCUAAAGCAUUUUUACUCGGUCUUGUCUCAGUCUGGGUAGACUCUGGAUUUUAAAUCGAGACCACCACUGACAGGCUAUUGCUGAAGGAAAACUCCCAUUUCUUAAAGAACAAAUCAUUUCAAUUCAUUCAUAAUUAGAUUUUUAUCCCCCGGCUACAUCCACAACCUCCUCUGUUUUACGAUCUAAGUGAGCGACACGCCCACUGCACACAAGAUGAUUUUUCAUAUGGUCUUGGUCUUGGUCUUGACUCGAUCCCGAAAUGUCUUGGAGCACACUACCUAAAUGUAUCCGCCAUGUUUUCAUUAAACACACAUUUUUAAAGUCUAACUUUAUAGAAAAUAUAACAACUGGCUGCAGCAGUGUACUUCUUGGUAUGUCACAGACUGACUCGUCACUUAUCUUCAUCUUUCUUUCUUUUUUGACCAGUGUAAAAAAACAUCUGAUUUACAAUCUUUCAAAGAUCCAGUGGUUUGUGAUGUUUACUUUCUACACUCACUGUAAGAACAUUUUUCUACACUUUUUAAAUUUUAAUAAAAUUCUGAUUUCCUUCCUUAUAA